CACCAGCAGGCGCGGUCCGCAGAGCUGGCGCAGAUGGAGAAAGUUAUGUUCAUUGACCGCUUCGCAAAGGAAGCAUGAUGUGGCGUAUACCACGGGUUCCGCAGCCAUUUUGGCUCAAGGCGCCAGUUUUGUUUCGCGCACCGCUCCCUCCGCGAUCACCCCGACGGGACUUCGCACACAAUGUGUGUCAACACCGCAGAAAGCAAAGCCUUCUGCACCCCGAAGGCGGGGCCACGCUCCAGUAAGCUCGACUUCUUCAAAUCGCCGGUGGGCACUGAGGCGCAGACUGACGUGCAGCCGCGUGGAGAGAGGCUGGCUGCCACGGCAUUGCUUCGCGCGAUUCGUUCCAACUCGCUGGAGCGGGCGCGAGAGGCUUUCGAAUCGGACCCAGACGCGGUCGGAAACUUGUUCUUCGACACCAAUUUCUUGACAGCGCUCAACUGUGCCAUCGAGGAGCACUGCUGCCCAGGCAUGGUCCGGCUGCUGCUGGCGCACGGCGCGGACCCAGCCACGCUGGACAGGUGGGGCCGCACCGCCCUCACUGCCCUGAGCGCCGUGCAGUGCGACGCGAGCGACACGUGGGCCGAGGCAGGAGGACCCGUGGAGUGCCCGCCAGGCUGGGACGCCUGGCUGGGCCGGGCCGCGCGCGAGCGCCGGGCGAGCGUGCUGCAGGUGGCCGCGGCGCUGCUCGACGCGGGGGCCGACCCGGACACCCCCGACGGGGCGGGGCGGCUGCCUGCGGAGGUGGCGGCAGCGGCUGGGAACCAUUGGCUCGAGCGCUAUUGGACGUCCUGCCGGGAGGCACGGGCGUGCGCAGUCUUCCGUCGGGGGGGCGGUGCGCCGCUGCACCAGGGCGGCGCGCUCUCGAGGCUCACGCCCAACGUCGUCGAGGAGAUCAUGGAGUUCUUGGUUCAGGCAGGGACUGGGGUGGCAGGAGUUCAGGGGGCUGAACAAGUGCAUUGAGCUCAUGCGGGGCGGAACUGAAGCGGUUCCUUGAUGCUUCAGCGCGCAAGGUGAGCCAGCGAAGAUCGAGUCGCAGAAUGGUAGCCUGGGUGAGUGCGACCACGAGCGCGGAGCCGGUCAUGCUGCUUGCAUUGGGCGAUUAGCUUAAGAAGUUGUCGUUUCUCACUCGCCGACUGACUUAAGAAGUUAUUUAAUUAGGAGGGGGCCAGUGCGGAUUACCGCGGGGGAUUAGAAAAUCUGGCAAAUACUCACCUUCUGAGGAAAUCGCCUCAUCUUAGCAUGUGAUUGUGCUGCUUCUGGGGUCAGGCAAAAAGCCAGGCAGCGCAAAUUCAUACAUGCAACCACUUUUGAGAUUCACGCGGCGUUCUACGAUGCGGGCUGGAGGCCAGGCCGACAGAAGGAACGCGCUUGCACGCCAAUUCAGAAGACACUCGAGCAUCGGUCCUUCUGGUCAUUUUGCAGAGGGUUGUCCAGCAUCGGACCCCUUCCUGGAGCCUGCCGCCCUUCAGCGUUGAUAGCAGAGUAUCCACUCAAAGCCCAGGGAUGCAUGCGUGCUAGAGCUUGCAACUGUCAGCAACGUUGUUUAUGGCGUUGUUCUCCAGAAGUCAUAUAGACACCCAUCAUGUCACAUGAAUGCACGAUUUGAUUUCUUUACAGGUCACCCUUUAGUUAAGAUCCUCCCUUCUGCUUGUACAUACGUACGUACACAUAUACAGACACAAAUACAUUUACAUGUUUGCAUCCCCCUUCCGCCUGCCACUGUCUCCCACAUAUCUGCAUGAUGUUCGACAUGUGCGUCGUCUUGCGGCAGCUCGUGAAAUUUAGCUCCUCUUGGAGCUACCUGCCCAAUGAUUCACAGGCGGCAGAUACGCAGCGGUGAUCGAUCAAUGCCAGGCAUAUUCACAUCCCGCUCUGCGCACGUGGACGAUCCAUUUCACCUGUUGUCUGAUCGCCUGCAAUGGUUGGCCGUGGGGCCUCGUGGCCCGCGCCAGCACCGCACUUGCGAAGCUGGAGCUGGGGACGGCACCGUUGAGCUGGGACUCCGGCCACCGCCCGAGGCUCUACUCCUGCCUCCGCUGACCCCUCGCCCCCCCGCCCGUCCGCCGAGCAGUCGCCCAAACUUCGGGGCCCCUUGUGACAAGCACCCCGGCCUGGCCGUCGAGCUGCAGGCCCGGCAUGGAGUUGCCUGCCCCAGUGGCACGGGCUCUGAAAGUCAGGCAGGGUGUUGGGGACGUCCUCGGCGGCGAAGUAGUGAGUGCGUUGGCAUAUCCCAGACCUCUGACCGCAGGAAAGGGAGAGAUAGAGAGAG
Messenger RNA from Prorocentrum cordatum, 2272 nucleotides. NCBI's taxonomy places the organism in Eukaryota, Dinophyceae, Prorocentrales, Prorocentraceae. The record is from the annotation of a GenBank genome assembly.